CUGUGAAGAAAGGGUGUCAGAAUGACUAAGGUCAAGAAGAGGAUGUCGGCCAAGAUGAUGAAGUGGGUCGAGGAGAACUCGCAGCCGCGCGAAAUCCCAAGACAGCCGGCGGUUUCGAGGGGAAAGAAAGCUCCCUUAAAGAAACUGAUGCCGCGCGUAUUGAAACUCAGCGUCCCCACCCCAAGGUUGAUGCGGAAGAGUCCUUCACAGGAUUCCAUGCAGAUUUUGGUGACAGCCUUCAUGGUGAAAGCACGAACCCAGACGUACAAGGCGACCCCCAUCAUCAAACGAUUGGCCAUACCGACGCAUAGGAGGCUCUUCUGGAGGGCCUCGGUGGACGGGAUAUAUGAAAUGAACGAGUUCUUCCGCGUCAAGAACUCCGCGCUGCGUUAUAAACCAUCGGAGAGGAUCGCCGAUAUGGCAGAGCCGAGGAGACCCUACAGAAAAACUAACUAUGAUAUUUUCUUUAGGGUUAAAAGAAAAGCUCUCCAAUACACAGCGACUCCGCGCAUUGAAAAACUAGCGGAGGGCAAGAAAGGAAAGAAGUAUAAACCUGUCAAGCCGAGAUACGUGAAGAAAGGAGCUUUGACUGCAGCAGCGUCGCCGAGGGUCACCGAAUUGGCCAUGCAUAGGUCGUAUGAGGACACGAGCAAUCCGUACGCGUUCCAGACAAGGAAAGGAGCGUUGAAGUACGUGGCCACACCCAGGAUGAAGCAGCUGGCCACACCGAGGAUCAUAACUCCCAAAUACGUGGCCGUGGAAUGAACAAGUCAAUCCUUAACUUACCAUAUUCGUUGCCAAGAAUAAUACAUAACAAAUGAAGUGAAAACAAAAGGUCAUUAGUUGUCAAUCA
This is a messenger RNA of Nicrophorus vespilloides, 853 nucleotides long. RefSeq lists its product as uncharacterized. Bases 22 to 765 code for a protein of 247 amino acids. The transcript has 5 exons. The record is from RefSeq and is a predicted model, not a curated record. Lineage: Eukaryota; Metazoa; Arthropoda; Insecta; Coleoptera; Silphidae.